AUGGCCAAGAAAAUCCCAUUCGAACUUUCGUUGAACGUAAUUGAACUCACUAAUGUUCCACUAUUGGACAACAACAGCUGUUACAUGAUAGUGACAGUGACAAACCAUAAGAUUAAGAAUAACUACAAGCAUUACCACAGAUCGAAACAGGUUACAAACCGAGUGCCAAUAUCCAAUCAUAAGUGCAUAUUCAAACAAGAAGGAUACGUUAAAGAGGUCUUGAGAAUUCAUAUUGAUUCAAAAACUGGAAUGUUGGCCAAUAAGUGGCUCUGUGUGUCUUUCAUUAUCAAGGACAAGGCUGAGAAACACGAGGAGAGAUUAGGAAGUGUUCAUAUUAAUCUAUCAGAAUACGUCAACGAGUCCAAAAAGACCGAUAUGAGGUAUCUUUUGGAUCAAUCAAAGACCAAUUCAAUAGCUAAGAUGUCGAUUUUCUUGAAGCAUUUGUUCGAUGAUAGAGGUAUCAAGUAUCAAGUUCCCGAGAGUACCAAUAAAAAUUUCUACCAAGGAAUUACAGAAACUUUAAGUGACGACAGGUUUACCAGUACCGCUACCGGGUCGCCUUCCAAAUCACGCUCCAUUAUGGACCCGGGCAAGGCUUCGUCUCAGCUGCUACCGUCUCAUUCGUCGCUUCAUAUACCUUCUCCACGGCCCAAAGUACUUGAGAAGUCCAGCACCGCUUCUCGUGAUGUGCCUGCGAAAGCGAGUACAAGUAGCUCUGUAGCCAGUCCGUUGGACGAGACUUCGGAAUCACUUGGCUUGGAUCCUAGAGCCGUCAAGGAAAUCUGCGAUGACGUAUUUCAAGAUGAUAACGUUCUCAAUGGACUCAUCAAUCAGACUUACAGGUUUACUUGGCAACUCAAAGAUAAGGAAUAUGAUGAAUUUACACCAGUAGAGUGCGUAAGAGAUAUAGUGGAGUUCAAUGGUAAUGGAUGGAAAAAGAAUGACGAAGGUUUAAACCUGAUAGAUGUUAUUAAAGGAGAACUUAGAGAAGGAGGACGACAUAAGAAGUCGCACAAGAUAUUUAUGGAUUACGAGUGGGAUUCCAGUGAUAAUGAGUCUCGGAAGUCCAGGUCCGACCAGAUCUUCGCAGCUGGCACAUAA
Molecule: messenger RNA, 1101 nt
Organism: Brettanomyces nanus
Lineage: Eukaryota; Fungi; Ascomycota; Pichiomycetes; Pichiales; Pichiaceae
Exons: 2
Coding region: 1-1101 (366 amino acids)
Source: RefSeq, a predicted model, not a curated record